UCGAUAAACUGACAACUUAAUUCUUUGAAAUUCUAUAAAUCCGGUGAAACAGUGAAUCAUGGCGCCCUUCUACAAGCGCAUCUGCCGCAGUCUUUCAAAGCGAUACAAGGAGCCCUCGUUGAGUCUGGACAAUACAGUGGAGACGCUGCUAAUCAAGAACGAGGGGGACUUUAUCAGCGUGGAACAGGGCAAGGAGCUGGUGGCUCGCAAGCGCAACUCGCAGCAGCUGGCCCAUCCGCCGGCGCACUUGCACCACCACCCACAGGGCCACGCCCACAACCACCACAGCCACAAUCAGAAUCAGAAUCUGAACCAGAAUCAGAGCCACCAGCAGCAGCAGCAGCACAAGCGGGACGAGAAUAUGAGGCAGCUGCUGGAUGUGACCAACACGCUCACCAUCGAGGAGCUGCGCGACUUUGAAAUGCGGUAUGGCUCACCACAUCACAGCCGCUCGCAAUCGGUUAAGAUGCCCGGCAGCCGGGCGUCGGGAAGGCCAAAUCAGUUGUGCCUGCCCCAGCAGAGAUCCAGAGUGGCCUCCAUGCCGAAUACCGGAGUGGAGGAGGAGUACUACCGGCUGCGCCACUUCUCGAUCACCGGCAAGGGCGUGGUCAACCGCGGUGACUCCCUGAAGAGUCGACGCAGUCGCUCCAACAACAGUGUGGCCAGUUCGAACUCCAGCACCGAGCACCUGACCGCCCAGCAGCAGCUGUCCGCCCCCGCAUCCGUGUCCGCCCGAACAUCGCUGGCCUCCAGCAGGGAGAGCAGCACCUCCAAUCCGGGCAACGGUCCGUACAGGGUCCUGAUGCUGGGAGGUCCUGCGGUGGGCAAGAGUUCGCUUGUCUCGCAGUUCAUGACGUCGGAAUACCUGCACGCCUACGACACGAGCAUCGAUGAUGAGUCCGGCGAGAAAGCCGUUUCAGUAUUACUCAGUGGCGAGGAGUCCGAGCUGAUAUUCAUCGACCAUGGAUACACCGAAAUGACCCCGGAUGAGUGCCUGACCAACUACGAUCCGCACGGUUAUUGCGUCAUCUAUUCGGCGGCGGACAGGAGCAGCUUCAGCGUGGCGGAGCAGGUGCUGCAGGUGCUCUGGACCAAUCAGAACAUCGCCCAGAAGGCGGUCAUCCUCGUGUCGAACAAGGCGGACCUGGCCAGGAGUCGACUGGUCACCUCCGAAGAGGGCAAGGCCAUGGCGACCGCCUACGAUUGUAAAUUCAUCGAGACCUCGGUGGGCAUCAAUCACAACGUGGACGAACUGCUGGUGGGUCUGUUGUCACAGAUACGCCUGAAGUUGGAGAAUCCCGAAAAGUCCAGGGACCUGUUCCGCAAGCGUUCGAUUAGAAAGUCAAAGCGACGCGCUUGCUCGCCGCUAAAUGCAGGAUGUCUGAAUGCCAAUACCCCGCUGGGUCCGCUGGGGGAGGCGGUGGCCACGCCCCCUGGCAGUGCUCAAAGCAGUCCCCGCAAAUAUCGUGGUUCUCGUACCUCCACCAGCCUGAAAGUUAAGGGUCUUCUGGGCCGCGUCUGGACUCGGGACUCCAAGUCGAAGAGCUGCGAAAAUCUCCAUGUACUAUAAGCUCAGAAAUAGUCUCAAAUGUAUCCCAAAAAGUUUCCUAUAGACUAUGCAAGAUCCUAAGCAUAACUAUCACUUAAGUUGCAAGAAACAGACUCGACAACUAACGGGGGUGUUAUUCCCAACUGUAUAUAUUGUGUAUAAUUUUAGCCUUAAUUUACGCUAGUCAUUUUCCCCAUUCAUCAUUGUAUAUAGUUUGUCUAAAUAUAAAACUAUUAUUUGUAAUUGUUUUCUUAUGGUUUUCGUUUUCUUCUAAGCAUGAGUCGGGACUAUUUUCAAAGUUAGAACCUGUCAUAGUUGCGACUGGAAUAAAUAAGUUAUAUUUUUGAUUGAAAGAAUUAAAAAUACAAAAAGAAACCAAAUUUAAAAGCAAUAAUUUUUGGAAAAAAAUAAAAAAAACGAUUUACCCUUGUUCAUAGACAAAGUUAAAAAUACCAAUUGUACUGAUUUUUUGAAGGUUUGGCGCUUGUCCGCCGAAUGAAACUUAUUGUUAAUUAUAUACGUGUAGUUAUACAUUUGUAAUGGUAUUGUAUUUUAAAAUUACAUAAAUAUUCACAUGAAUGUUAAUUGGAUUAAAUGUUCAGAAUUUGAUUAAUCGAAUGAGAACCAGAAAAUAUAUAACCCACAUUGUGCAAUUUUGCUUACAUAGACCUAGGAUUUUUGCCGUAUUUGCUAACCUUUGCCAUUUUUUUGAAGGAGUCCAUCGUGCACUCAAAACCGGCACGGCACGCCCUAGGUUUCUCAUGUUAGUCGGGACCAUUUCAAAAUUAAUCAAAGAUAAAGGAAAUAUGCAAGAAACACUAGAUUUACGCAAAGGGCUUUUAUUAAUAGGUUCAUGUCAGCGUAGUUUUACAUUAAUUCAAUAUGUGAUUUAACACAAGGUCCACAAAAUCGAGAGCAAGAGCAAAACCAUUUUGUUAUUGUAUGUGCUGCGACCUGCUCUAUCAAAUAUUGAGGUCGGAUGGAGAAUUUUGAGAUUUUUAACUAUGAAUGUCAACACUAGUAGCUUAGGGCAAAACACACCCAUUCCAUUCGCCUUCGGGCAGUACUAAUCUAGAUGUCCACUAAAUGUACAAUAUUAUAGAUGUCCAUUAAGUAUUAUAAUCACCAACAAUUGCAGCACAAUGGAAUUUAACGGAGUGGUGUUCUGGCAAAUAUCAAGGUAUGGAAAUAGCUGGAACUUUGGAGGAAACCCUAAGAAAAACGUGCAUCCUAUCAUAUGUGUAAUAUAACCAAUCUAUACCAGAUAGUUAAAAUAUAUAUAGCUGUUUUGGCAUUUUUGUCCAUAAUUCUGUGUAUUGUCUCGCUCAACAGCAAUGAAUGAAUUCGAGCCGAAAACUAAAUGGGAAUUUGCACAGAUUGUACAACAGUUUAUACAUAUGUAUAAGAAGAAGCGAAAGUCAGCCAUAUAUGUAAGCAGUUUGUGUAAGUAGAGUGGGUAAAAGUUUACUUAUAAACAAUUGAGUACAUGUUUUGAUUUUUUCGCUCCGAUAAUAUAUGUCUAAUGAGUGUAUAUUAAAUGUGAAAAGUUCAAUUUAA
Drosophila takahashii is the source of this 3106-nucleotide messenger RNA. It is a transcript of the gene Rgk1, whose product is annotated as Rad, Gem/Kir family member 1. Gene Ontology annotation, molecular function: calcium channel regulator activity; GTP binding; GTPase activity. Gene Ontology annotation, cellular component: plasma membrane. The record is from RefSeq and is a predicted model, not a curated record. Lineage: Eukaryota; Metazoa; Arthropoda; Insecta; Diptera; Drosophilidae.